Messenger RNA from Closterium sp. Naga37s-1, 1989 nucleotides. The record is from the annotation of a GenBank genome assembly. Lineage: Eukaryota; Viridiplantae; Streptophyta; Zygnematophyceae; Desmidiales; Closteriaceae.
AUGGGAUCCGACGGGUGUUUCCAGGCACGGUCAGGCAGCGAGGAGGGGUUGGGCCUGGGGGUGCUCAGUCCUGCUGCAGUGGGUAUGGCGGCGUCUCUUCUCAAGCCGUGCAGUAGCAGCAGCUCCAAGGGGGAUGUGGUUGCAGGGGUAGAGAGGAUGGUUGUGAGUGAGAAGGGAAAGGGGGAGGUUGGUGCGAGGAGUGGCGAGGAAGAUGUGGGAAGGGCCAAGUGGCCAGAGAACGGAGUUGCAGGGUUGGAGAAAGUAAUCGCUGGGGUGGAGAACGGUGCUACAGCAGCAAAAAACGGUUUCGUUCAUCCCCACGCGUGUACCAAUCCCUCCAGUGCUGCAAGUGGAUGCGCCUAUAACGAGCCUAAGGUGCAGCCUUUGACUGCAGCACCCGGGUCCCACUGCGAGUGCGUCGUGCCGAGAAUGAUCCCCUUAAAGCCCGACAAGCCGGUGGCGUGUGUGCUGGGCAUCGGUACGGCGAAUCCGGACACGAUUCGGCCGCAGGGGCAGUUUGCCAAGGAGUACCUCUCGCGGGUGGGGUGCCACCAUGCUGAGACCCAGGCCAAGUUCGAACGCAUCUGCUACCACACAGGCAUAGACAAGCGGCACAUGGUGCUACCCUGGGACACCAUCGCGGCCAAUCCCUGCCUGCAGGAGUUCGGCGCGCCCUCCCUCGCCAUGCGCCAGGACAUCCUCCGCACCGAAGGCGUCAAGCUCGCCGCUGCCGCCUGCGAGCGUGCCCUCGCCGAGUGGGGCGGGGACAGAGCAGGCGUAGGGGGGGUGGGGGGGGUGGGGGGAGCCGGUGGGGAAGGAGGUGGGGCAGCGGGGAUAACGCACUUGGUGGUGGUGACGGUGAGCGGGGUGCACCUGCCGGGGCUGGACGUGCAGCUGGUGGAAGCCCUGGGGCUGCGCCGUUCCACUCAGCGCGUGCUGCUGCAGAUGCUCGGGUGCUACGCGGGGGUGACAGCGCUGCGCAUUGCCAAGGACCUCGCUGAGAAUAAUGCGGAUGAGGGAGCAAGGAUGCUGGCGUGCUAUGUGGGGGUGACAGCGCUGCGCAUUGCCAAGGACCUCGCUGAGAAUAAUGCGGAUGAGGGAGUGAGAGUGCUGCUCGUGUGCUCCGAACUCAACAGUCUCAUAUUCCAGGUCACCUCAGUCUACUCAGAGCAGCACCUCAAGUAUCCUCGUUCAGUUGCUGCUCGUCUGGACUCUGGAAUCCCUCUGUUGCCAAACCACCUCAUCUCCUUUGUCCUGUUUCUCAUUCCGCUCCGCUCCCUCGCCUGCCCUCCUCUCCACCAGGCACCGCAUGAGUCUCUCCCUGACAGUCUGGUAUGCGCGGCCAUCUUUGGUGACGGGGCAGCUGCCAUGGUCGUGGGGGCCAACCCCCGCACCCACGCUUCACACACUGCACACACUGCACACACCGCACCUGCUGCACCGGCUGCACCCUCCCUGCACGAAGCUACCACCUCUCCACAACAGCAGCAGCAGCAGCAAGGAACCCCACCACCCUCUCUCAGCCCACCUGCUGGGCUCUCCCCCGAGAAGCCCAUCUUUGAGAUUGUUCGCGUGGCAGAGUUUUUUCUGCCCGAGACAACGCGGCACAUUGCGGGGGAUCUGACCGAAGCGGGGCUGCUGGUGCACCUGCGGAGGGAGGUGCCGCUGCUGCUGCCCGGGCCGGUGAAAGAUUUCAGUGCUGCCCUGCUAGGGCUGGCUGGUGUGGGAUUUGCUGAGAGCUUCUGGGCGGUUCAUCCGGGCGGGCGGGCGAUUUUGGACGCGAUUCAACGAAAUUUGGGGUUGAAGAAGCAUGCGCUGAAGGCGAGCAGGGAGGUGCUUCGGCAGUACGGCAACAUGUCAAGCGGGUCCGUGCUGUUUGUGCUGGAUGAGAUUCGAAGGAAGAAGAAGCGUGCCGAGCCUCAGUGGGGAGUGGCUUUAGGGUUUGGGCCCGGGGUCACAGUUGAAGGAGCAUUGAUGCGGUUGCUUUGA